Messenger RNA from Leptopilina heterotoma, 1434 nucleotides. Its product is annotated as probable serine/threonine-protein kinase clkA. The coding region runs from base 1 to 1434 and encodes 477 amino acids. The record is from RefSeq and is a predicted model, not a curated record. NCBI's taxonomy places the organism in Eukaryota, Metazoa, Arthropoda, Insecta, Hymenoptera, Figitidae. The transcript has 5 exons.
AUGAUAAAAUUUCAAAUUGGAGGGAAAGUUCUCAAUUCUAAUGACAAUGAAUGUGAAGAAAUCGUUAAGAUUAAAGAUGUGACAAUUAAAAAUAGUGUAAGUGAAUCAAUGCUUAAUUUUAAUGUAAGCAACAGUGACGGAAUUAUUAAUACUGAAAGUAGUAAUGACAUAAUCGAAAAUGUUAAAAAUCAAUCCGUUCUUAUCUUUAAUGGCAAUGAAAUUAACGAAAUUAUCGAGAAUAAAGAUUAUAAUGAAAACAUUAAUAAAGAUUAUAGUGAGAACAACAAAAAUGUUGAAAGUAAUUCGGUGUUGAAAACUAAUAUCGAUAAAAGUGGUAAAAUUGAUUAUAUUAAUGAUAAUAACACAAAUAAAAAUGUUGCAAAUCAAUCGCUCUAUAAAUCUAAGGACAAUGAAUGUGACGAAAUCGUUAAGAUUAAAAAUGUGACAAUUAAAAAUAGUGUAAGUGAAUCAAUGCUUAGAUUCAGUGAAAGUAACAGUGACGGAAUUAUUAAUACUGAAGGUAAUAAUGACACAAUCAAAAAUGUUAAAAAUGAAUAUGUUCUUAACUUUAAUGUCAAUGAAAGUAACGAAAUUAUCGAGAAUAAAGAUUAUAAUGAAAACAGUAAAGAUUAUAGUGAGAACAUUCAAAAUGUUGAAAAUAUUCCGGUUCUUAAUUCUAAAGACAAUAAAAGUUACGAAAUAGUUAAUAUUAAAAAUGUGACAGUAAAAAAUAUUGAAAGUGAAUCAGUGUUCAAUUUUAAUGACAAUGAAAGUGAAAAAAUAAUUAAUAUUAAAGACUUUAAAGUUCAAGAAGCGUUAAAUAAAUAUGGAGACAAGAAAGAAAGAUUUAAUAAUAUUAUUCAAGACGAGAGUAGCGAUUCCAAACGUGAAGUAGUAUCUAUCAGUAGUGGUAAUGAAUCUUGCGAAGAAGAAAAUAACUUGAGGAGAAAUAAUAAAAUAAAUGUAACUACUGAUGAUGAUAGAUCUACAUCUUCUGACAGUGAUCAACAGGAAAAUAAUGAAGAAAUUGUUCAAAAACAGAAAGAUGAAGAGAUUCUAAAAGCAAAAAGAAGAAAAAAGAGAGGAAAUAAAAAAUCAAACAAGAGCAGCGAAGAUAGUGCAACUAGUGACUUAGAGACAUCUGAAGAAGAAAAAUCAAGAAAAACAAAAAAUCAAAGACUGAAAUAUACAAUUGAUAUUUGUAAAAUUGACAUUCCUGUUCACAUGAUAAAAAACUAUGAAACUAAUGAAAUUGAUGUAAAUUAUCUAAAAGCAAUGUACUCUACUGGAAAAGUUGGACGAUUACCAACAGCACUGAAUAAGGAUAGACUAAUGUACUACGCGAUUGUUUGUAGAUUAAACGAAACAACAAUACCUACUGCGGAAAUGUUAACAGUGAAGUAUGACGCAAAUACGAUAGGCGUUGCGCCGUGA